Dothidotthia symphoricarpi CBS 119687 is the source of this 1692-nucleotide messenger RNA. RefSeq lists its product as uncharacterized. NCBI's taxonomy places the organism in Eukaryota, Fungi, Ascomycota, Dothideomycetes, Pleosporales, Dothidotthiaceae. The transcript is spliced from 4 exons. Bases 417 to 1523 code for a protein of 368 amino acids. The record is from RefSeq and is a predicted model, not a curated record. Gene Ontology annotation, molecular function: nucleic acid binding.
UGACUAUCUUCGCCAUCAUCUGAUCCAGCCUUUCCGAUGUGUCCUGCGACUCUUGGGGCUCUUCAUCUCCUGCUUCGUCGUCCACAUCCAGUACGUCAGUAUCGUCACGGGCCUCAGUCUCUUCUACUUCUUCGACGACACGCUUCCGAGAUUGACGGUUGCUUGUGAGACUGGUCUUGGCAGUGCGCGGCGGAGCCAUAAUUGCUGUAAGGCUGCAGGCCUUCCAAUUUGUGAAAGCUCACUCAGACGUGUAAGUGGUGACGUUCAGUUCAAAUCGGAAGGAGGUGGAGCACUUGCUCCUUCCCCGCAUUAGCGCAGGCCGUGCGUGCAUCUAAAAUUUUGGAUCUCGAAUUUGGGCGGACUUCCGCGUUCUCUCCGCUCAGCAAAACUCGAACCGAAGCAGCACAACCGGCAAUAUGGGUCUCGCAGCGCCAAAGAAUCGUUCCAAAAUCUCCAACGACCCACAGAACACAACCUGGGCGAACAAUACCACGCGCUUCGGACACCGUAUCCUAGAAUCUCAGGGCUGGAAAACUGGCGACUCUCUUGGCGCACAAGAUGCUGCGCACGCUGCUCAUUACACCGCUGCGUCACAGUCGCAUAUCCGCGUUUUCCUCAAGGACGACAACUUGGGCUUGGGCGCGAAGCGAGGUAGCGAGCGCGCGGAAAACUUUGGUCUUGCGGGGCUAGAAAGUAUUCUGGGUCGGCUGAAUGGCAAGGAGGAGGAUGUCAAGAAGGAGGAAGCGAGGAGGGAAGAGGUCGAGAAGAGGGCAUACGUGUACAGGAAGUAUGGCUUGAUGAACUUCGUCAGUGGAGGCUACCUUGUGGGCGACAAAAUUCAGACGAAAGACGAGCUCAAGAAGGAGACUGAGGCCAAGGUCGAAGUCAAGUCUGAGCCAGAAAGCGACGAGUCAGAGAGCAAGAUCAGUAAGAAGAGGAAGCGCAAAGAUCGUGAAGAAGUCCAAACCAUUGCGGACGGUACUGUGGAGGAGCCAAAGCUCAAGCGCAAGAAGAAGAGCACAGAUUUGCGCGAGGUUUCCAAGGACGAGGCAGACGUAGAGGGUGUUUCGAGUAAGGAGAAGAAGGAGAAGAAAGAUAAAUCCAAGAAGAAGUCCAAAAAAGAGAAGAAGUCAUCGACUUCCGAUCCUGAGCCUUCGCUAUCCGACGUUCCUAGCCCUCAGUCAGACCCAGAACCUCUCACGGACAAGGCUCGACGGAAAGCGGAGAAGAAGGUUCGCAAGGAAGAGAAGAAGCUCAAGAAGGCUCUCAAGAAGGCCGCCAAGGGAGCCGCGAAAUCCGACUCCAGCUCCGAAAGUGAAAACGAGGAACUAACACCAAGCACCUCCACGCCGACGUCGGUUCCAGCAACUGGCACUUCCACUCCCACAUUGUCUGCUGCUGGUCUGACGUUUGGUGCAAGGGGAAUGCAUGCAGUGAGGCAGAGAUAUAUUCGGCAGAAGAAAGCUGCGAGCAUGGAUCCGCAGGCUUUGAGAGAGAUUUUCAUGAUUAAGACCCCAGUAUAGCAUGCCGCUACGCCGAAAUCGAUUUUGAGUGCAUAGCGGGGGCGUUUGGGGGAUUUGCGGUUCGAACAUGUUCAUAGGGGGCUAUUGUAUUUGCUGCCAUAUCGACUAUACUGUUAUACUAGACGUCUGCAGUAGACUAUAGAACAGGAAUGUUAUCGUAACACUCGAA